Messenger RNA from Labeo rohita (rohu), 1748 nucleotides. RefSeq names its product glucosamine-phosphate N-acetyltransferase 1 (gene gnpnat1). Gene Ontology annotation, cellular component: endoplasmic reticulum; Golgi apparatus; endoplasmic reticulum-Golgi intermediate compartment. The transcript has 6 exons. The coding region runs from base 134 to 706 and encodes 190 amino acids. NCBI's taxonomy places the organism in Eukaryota, Metazoa, Chordata, Actinopteri, Cypriniformes, Cyprinidae. The record is from RefSeq and is a predicted model, not a curated record. Gene Ontology annotation, molecular function: glucosamine 6-phosphate N-acetyltransferase activity; monosaccharide binding. Gene Ontology annotation, biological process: UDP-N-acetylglucosamine biosynthetic process.
GUUGGGGGGAAAAAAAUAAUAACGCAGGAGGAAGUGUGAAUGACAUGCUGGAGGAUUGAAGAUCUCUGGAAUAGGAUUCGAGUUGCUGGAUUCAUUCAAACAUUUUAUAGAAGCGAAAGCGGUCGAUACCUAUAUGUCUCCGGCCUCUGGAAUGUUGCUCGACGAGACGCCCCUGUUUGAUCCUUCUCUGCUCCAAGAGCUGGACUGGAGCAGCAACACCGUCUCCUUCUCGCCCCCCAUUUCUCCCUCUCAGCCUGGACAAGGUCUGGUCCUCCGUCCUCUCUGUACUGCUGACUUAGACAGAGGCUUUUAUAAGGUCUUAUCACAACUCACCGUGGCUGGGGAUGUCACAGAAGAACAGUUCAAAGCUAAUUUUGAACAUAUGAAGAAAUCUGGAGACUAUUAUGUCAUAGUGGUGGAAGACACAAAUCUUGGACAAAUUGUUGCCACUGCAACGCUCAUCAUAGAGCAUAAAUUUAUCCAUGCUUGUGCGAAGAGAGGGCGUAUAGAAGAAGUGGUCGUGAGUGACGUAUGCAGAGGGAAACAGCUGGGAAAACUGUUGGUAUCAGCAUUGACUCUCCUCAGCAAAAAAUUGCAGUGCUACAAAGUGACACUAGAGUGUGCGCCAAAAAAUGUGGAGUUUUAUAAGAAGUUCGGCUACUCCGCUUCAGACGAGACUUACAUGCAGUGCCGGUUCUUUGACUGAAUCCAAAAGAUUCUUCAACGUCACAGAAUGUUUGCUUUAGAACUGUUAAUCUGUUCUAUUUUCUGAGAUCGGACUACCUCGAACUUGCACCUUUUUUAGCCAGCAAAAAAACUUGAUAGUUUGGUGACGAUGUCACAAAAACAAAAUAUUCUAAAAUAGGCAUUUUGUAAUCACUACAACACAGAACAACAUGCAUAUUCUUGAACCUUUCUAAACAUCCAGUCAACAUUGAAAGCACUUGCUUUGAAAGUUAUUCUAUUUUUUUUUUGCUAUAGAAACAAAAACAGUUCUGAUCAUAUACAGAAUGAGUGGUUUACAUUGUCAGCCACAAAAAAUAACACCGUGGCCUGUCUAAGAAAAAAGACGAAUGUUCUGUUGUGUAGAAGAAGGGCUUAUAUACUUGAAUGUUUUCUAAUGUAAAGAUUUCUAUACAAGUUUUUUUUGAAGAGGGAAAACAAACUGUUUUCAACCCAUUUUGUUUCUAAAUAUACUACUUAACAAAGGCAUAUUUUCCUCUUUUACUUCAAAUGUUAAUGCUGUGCUUUAUUCUUUUAAAACACCAAAUCCAAAUCACAUUUUUCACACUAUAAGUGAGUUCUAUAAAAGCCGUUUUGAAAUGGUUUUAACUUAUUUUAAUUUCUCUUGCAGGUACUUGUCUUAAACAGAGAUCAGUAGAAAAAAAGUUUACAUUUAUUUAUUAAGCUCAUGUAUUUCUCAAUUAUGGCUUUAGUCUUAGCCACUGGUAAUAAUCAUUAGUUGUUCAAAAGCUUGAUGAAGGAAAAUAAAAUAUUUUGAAAUACAUCCUGAUGCAACGAAAGCAUAUCUUUGUAUGCUAAAUGCCUUUAUUUUUGUACUUUUACUGCUAGCCGACAAACAAGGGGCAUUUGAAUGCUUUGUCUCAUCUGUCAAUCAACAGCUGGCAAUCAAACAUGUGGCAGUGAUGUUAUUUGUGCUUUUAUAACUGUUAUAUUUUAAAAUGGAUGUAAAACCAUUGAAUGACAAAUUAAAAAUGUUACAUUAAAAAUCAAUGAAAAAUCUAAAG